Fundulus heteroclitus (mummichog) is the source of this 5162-nucleotide messenger RNA. Its product is annotated as melanopsin-A-like. Lineage: Eukaryota; Metazoa; Chordata; Actinopteri; Cyprinodontiformes; Fundulidae. The transcript is spliced from 9 exons. Gene Ontology annotation, cellular component: membrane. Gene Ontology annotation, biological process: G protein-coupled receptor signaling pathway. The coding region runs from base 643 to 2316 and encodes 557 amino acids. Gene Ontology annotation, molecular function: G protein-coupled receptor activity. The record is from RefSeq and is a predicted model, not a curated record.
GUGGGAGGCAGAGUGAUGUGCGAAAGACAGAGUGAACUGCAUCCCAGAGCAACAUGGGACAGUGAAGGAGAUGGAAAGAUAGAAAGAGAUGAGAGGUUGGAGCAUGGAAUACAACUGGUGGUGAUGGCUGAAGAGGUUGCCGGCAAAUGCUGAGCGGACUGACAGUGACAUUGUGGAGCGAGGGUGGGAUUUAUUGUGCCGGAACGACAUAAUCAUUUCAAUUCUCCCGGUAAUAACAGGAAAUACUUGAGAACCACAGGUGGAAGAUCGGCUUUGGAACUACGGCGCAAAAAGAGAAUGAAAAAGUGGACGCUGAAGAUUUGGAGAGCAUCUGGACAUCAUUUCACGUUUGGUAGCCAAUAUAGUGCAGAAAACCGUGCUCACUUUUCUAUCUAAGACUCAGUUCCAUUUGCAAUUUUUUUUGAAAGUGCUGCACAGAUUAAUUAGCAUGAGAACAAUGUGUGUGAUCUAAAAAAAAAUAAUUGAUAAAGUUAAAUUCAAAAACCUGUGACAUCAAGAUGCUAUACAUCACCACCGAUGGUACAGUAAUGGAGGCUCGACACUGGCAGAAAGGAUGGGAUUACCAGUUGGUACAACUAAUGCAUACCGCCAGGUUGGAAAUCCUGCCAAGAUGUUUGAAUCAUGUGGCCCACUGAGAGCAUGGAGCCAGCGAUAGCACCCAGCAAGAGAAGCUUGUUCAGCAAGGUGGAUGUGCCCGACCAUGCUCACUAUGUCUUCGCUGUCUUUGUCUUUGUUAUUGGGGCACUCGGCAUCACUGGGAACGCCCUGGUUAUGUUUGCUUUCUACAGCAACAAAAAGCUGCGUAAGCUGCCUAACUACUUCAUCAUGAACUUGGCGGUGAGCGACUUCCUCAUGGCUUUCACACAGUCUCCCAUCUUCUUCAUCAACUGCCUCUACAAAGAAUGGAUGUUUGGAGACAUGGGAUGUAAGAUCUAUGCUUUCUGUGGUGCCCUUUUUGGCAUUUCUUCCAUGAUAAACCUUCUGGCCAUCUCGAUUGAACGGUAUCUGGUGAUCACCAAACCACUGCAGACCAUGCAUUGGAGCUCCAAACGGAGAACAAUUUUUGCCAUCUUUCUCAUCUGGUUUUAUUCUUUGGCUUGGAGUCUGGCUCCUCUUGUUGGCUGGAGCUCCUAUAUCCCAGAGGGCCUGAUGACAUCUUGCACAUGGGAUUAUGUUACAUAUACAGCAGCUAACAGAAGCUACACCAUGAUGCUCUGCUGUUUUGUCUUCUUUAUCCCACUUGGAAUCAUCUUUUACUGCUAUCUUCGAAUGUUUCUUUCUAUACGAAAGACUGGAAGGGAGGUUGAGCGUUUGGGCACUCAGGUCAGAAAAAGCACUCUUAUCCAACAGAAGUCCAUCAGGAGUGAGUGGAAACUGGCAAAGAUCGCCUUUGUUGUCAUUGUGGUGUAUGUACUCUCCUGGUCACCGUACGCCUGUGUCACAUUGAUUUCCUGGGCUGGUCAUGCCAACAUAUUGUCUCCAUACUCCAAGGCUGUCCCUGCAGUAAUUGCAAAGGCCUCCACAAUCUAUAACCCAAUUAUCUACGCCAUCAUACACAACAAAUACAGGAUGACUCUGGCAGAAAAAGUGCCCUGUCUGUGGUUUUUGUUUCCGGCUCCCAGGAAGGAAUGCCUGUCCUACUCCAUCAGCGAUUCCUCUCUCAGGGACUCCAUCAUCAGUAGACAGUCCAACACUUCCCGGACUCAUUUCCUCAACGCUUUGCCCAACCGCAUCGAUAUGGUAUUGAAGGAUGUAGAGCUGGAACAUCUUCAGAGGAAGUCAGGAGACUCCUUCAAAAGCAUGUCAUCAUACAGGCAGUCAUACAGAGGCAGGUCCUAUAAGAGGCCAUCUGAGCAGAAGGUAUUUAACAAGUACACACCAGCAAAGCAACCACCUGCUAUGAGUGACCCACUGAGGACCCACAACCAUGACCUGGUUUCCAGCUCGCUGACCAUCGCCACUCUGCCGUUACUUGUUCUCACCAGGAGGCGGAGUGAGAGUUUGACCGAUGAGAUUUUACACACAUGCAACGAGAAAAGUGACGUCAGAGAUCGGCUAAACAGCCAGAAGAGCAGCUCUUUUGAUUCCCUGAAUCUCGGGAAUAAACCCUUUGCUGAUCCCAGGUCGCCUCAGAGCAUUCCUCGCAUAAUUGUUAUCAGUCCCACCUCUGAAAGCGGCAUCAUCAAUCAAGAUGGCGUCCGAUUAGAAGACAGCAUCGAGGCAAUGGACAGCAACGUUUUUGUUAGUCUAAACUUCUCAACGGAAGUAUUUGAGGCAGUGAAACUACUCUCUUGACCACAUGGAUAUAUACAUGUUUAAUUUUGGACUAAAAGACAAUCAAAUGGACAGAGGUCAAGUUCCUAUCCUUUUUUUCCCAGCGUGUUGAACUGUGAUCUCUCCUUUGCCACCGAAACGGCAGAGCAUAAGAAAUUUGGGAAAUUAAACAAAGUAUACCGUUUCUUGUGUAAAGUUCUCUUUGGCUGGGAAAGAUGUACCUACAAAGGGUUGCUGCAUGUUUUCUCACAAAAAAAAAAAAAACAAUAAUGUUUUUCAUAGCUUGAGACAGUAUGUCACAGUUAAUGUUUGUCUGGUGAAUCGUGAUGUGGAUCGAAAAAUCUUUGGAAAAGUCUUCUGUUAUUCAUAAAAUCUGACAUUGCAUUGAAAUUAGUGGCAGGUAAGAAAAAGGGAGCUAUAACGACGAAAGAGUUUUGUUCUGCUUUACUCCUUUAAAUCAGAAAGGAACUGAAGGAAGGCACAGCAAUAACAUGCUGUAACCACGUGCUUAAGCGAAGAUAUUCAGUUUCAUCUUGUUAUACUAGUUUCCGUAGGCCACAUGGACCAGGUUUAAACUGGCAACAGUUCAGCGGUGUAAUGAAAAGCAAAGCCGUUCAAACCCUCAGGAAAGGUAGGAUAUCUCCCAUAAAACCAUGACAUUUCUUUCUGUGCUCAACGCUCUGAUACUACCCUGUAGCAGAUGGGCAACUGGUGCAACUCGGCAAAUUAGAAUCCCAUGAAAAACGUACCUUAUUUCAGGAAUUCAGUUCAAAAUGAGAAAAUGUGUUAUAAAGGUUCUGCAUGCAUAAAGGUGCUGGGGGUUUCUUCCUGUUAAAGGGGAUCUCUGAUUCUCCCUGCUGUCACAGUCAUGCUCAGGAUGAGGGACUGCUGCAAAAGAUUAGAACAUGAUAUAAUGGCCUGUUCACAAUUAGAAUCUAAAACUAAGUAGGUAAACUAUAACAUUGUGAUAUAGAAGUGUUGGCCUACAUGAGACUGUUGACACCCUCCUCAAGGAAGGUAAGUCCCAAAGUGUGUUUGUUAAAGAAGCUGGACGCUUACAGAGUUGUGUAUCGAAGUAUAAUAACAGAAAGUUGUGUCGAAGGCAAAAGUUUUGUAGAAAAUUGUGAAACCCACUUGGAUAACCACAGCUUUCAGAGGAAAGUGAAGCAAAUCAAAUUUAGUGGUUCGAAGCCUUCCUUUCAGAUGAAACUUUCACAUGGAAACCAAGGACCCCGUCUGGAGAAACAGUUGAGAGGUUUCUUUGGGCCCCAUGAGAAGUUUCCAACGUCAGAGAUGAUUUAGAGAGCAUGUGUCGUCCACUGGUGUUGGUCCAGCGUCUACUAUCAAGUCCAAUAUCAGAGUAGCCAUCUACCAGGAAGUUAUGGAGCUCAUUAUGCUUUUCUCUGCGGACAAGCUUUAUGCAGAUGCUGACCUAACUUCCAGCAGGACUUGGCACUUUUCCCACAAUAACAAAAAAGUACAAACUGACCACGUCAUGACCCUGUUUGAUUAGCCUACAAACUAGCCUGAUUCAAACCCCACUUAGGAUCUACGGAGUAUUGUCACGGAGAUGACAAGAGACACGGGAUCUAGUACCGCAGAUGAGCUGAAGGCUGCUAUCAAAGCAACCCAGGUUUUCUCAACACCUCAGCGGAACCACAGGCUGGUCACCACGCUGCACUGAUGCAUUAAUUCAUGCAGAAGGAGCAACAAGCAAGUGUUGAGUACAUAUAUGGGGCAGGUGUCUAUCUCCAGUAUUUUUUGGAAAUAAAGUAGCUUUUUAUGGGAUUCCAACUUACUGGAUUGCACAUGUAUAUUAUCUAAAGUCAGUUUAAUUUUAUUGAAGACGAAAAGGGAGCCUAAACCAAUCAAAUACCCUUUUUUAUAAAAAAGUCAAGUGGGGCUUUUUGUUUUGUGAUUGUGUCAACAGGCUGAAUAUUUAAAAUUAAGAAAAGGAAACCUGAACAACAAUUUACUGAGAAAAAUAUAUAAUUUUGUUGCGUAAUAUCAAUUUGUUUCAGCCCCUUUUGUUGGGAAAAUAUUAUACUUAUGUUAAUAAAUGUUACAAUAGCUUUGCACUCAAAGGAAAUAACUUAUAACUUUUAUUUUUUAAUAUGAUUCACAAGAAUGCUUUCUUUACAUUAAAACUGGUAUUCUUCUUUAUUUACCAUUAUGGAAACAUGUGCAUGUUUAAUUAAAACUAAAGGCUUCAUUUCUGGCCCAAAGCAGCUGCAGUAGCUUCAGUAAGUUCUCCAGUUCAUUAUGUCAUUUGGAGACAUUCCUUUAAAAAGCCUAAGCAACAAAGUAGCACCGCAGGAUGCAGUCCACUCCCUCAAAUUAAAUUAGAAUGGUGCCAAUUUAAUUAUGUUGCUUUUACAAAGCAUGCCAUCAAUAAAAAAUACUACAAAGAUGUACAUUUAUGUCAUGGUUGAGUUACAUUACAGUUGGUUGUGGUUGCUUUUCUUACACAUAAAAUGCUACAGCUAUGAAAAUGGUUGAUAUUUCUUUGGCUGUCCUGUAAAAUGUCAAUAUAUUGCAUUGCAAAUACCUUUUCUUUAGCAACAGUGUAACCACGUUUAUGGAUGCGAUUCAGACAGUUCACAUACAGUGUCCUCUGAUACCUGUUUGUUCUCAUCAAGUAUGAGUUAUAACCUUCACAUCCAAAGCCCAUUAUGGUCAUUUCAUUGCAUUUAUAGUUGGUGUUCAUUUUUAAUAUUGAGUAUCAUCUGGAGCUAAUUUGAAAAUGUUGCAGAUAUGUUGAAACGUUUAUUUCACCAAUUCACAUCCAUACAGGUCAACUGAAUAAUACAUUUCUGUAUGUAAUAUCUUUUAGUGUAAUAAAAAUAUUGUUUUACUGUAAAUUUAAA